This is a messenger RNA of Hemibagrus wyckioides, 2657 nucleotides long. RefSeq lists its product as uncharacterized. Gene Ontology annotation, biological process: regulation of neuron differentiation; regulation of transcription by RNA polymerase II; brain development. Gene Ontology annotation, molecular function: DNA-binding transcription factor activity, RNA polymerase II-specific; RNA polymerase II cis-regulatory region sequence-specific DNA binding. Lineage: Eukaryota; Metazoa; Chordata; Actinopteri; Siluriformes; Bagridae. Gene Ontology annotation, cellular component: nucleus. The coding region runs from base 107 to 2281 and encodes 724 amino acids. The transcript has 4 exons. The record is from RefSeq and is a predicted model, not a curated record.
AGCCAAUGAUUUUCCGAUAUGCAAAUCCAGGCCAUUACAGGAGAGUGAGUGUGUAUAGAAAACCUGUUCACGAAAAAACAUCGCAGAAAGCUAGAAGUUGAACAAAAUGACGGACUGCAUGUGUCGAGGGUGUUAUGCAGGCUCCGGGGCCUCACUGCAUUAUAUACCAAAGGAUCCAGAGACACGACAGAAGUGGAUUGAUUUCAUUUACAAAAACCGCACAGCGCCCAAAUUCAAAAAUCUGGACCGUAUAAGGAUCUGCAGCGCUCAUUUCACUGAGGAAUGCUUCACUAAUUAUCGGCAGAAAAUGAUGGGCUUCGGGAAAAGACUCAUUCUUAAACCUAACGCAGUCCCCACCAUAGCUGUGCAGCUGGAGUUCACAGCACCGAGCAGGACUCGGCAGGAGAAACACGAAGAAAUCACGGCUGAAAUGCGCCUUUGCCCCUUGUGUCAAAGACGACAGAGAGACAGCGAGGCUCUUUCUUUUCACCUGACUAAAAAACACAGUGUGCAUCCAGCAUGUCUCGAUAACCUGCUCAUCACUGCACCAUAUGCAAACCAUUCCAGUGGAGUCAGAGAAUUCAGUACACAAAAUAUCAAUGACACGUCACAGAAAACGUCCUCAGAAAACACCAAAUUCCCUUUAAUGCAACUUCAGCAAGAUGAUUCUUCCCAGGAAUAUGACUCGCAUGGUGAAUCAGGAGUAGGGAACGGAGCAAGCAGCUAUAGUGACCCAGAAGCCUCAGUCAAAGAAGAAAAAUCCAACGCUAAAAACAAUGCUAGCCACCCUUUCAAGUGUUACUCAUGUCUGGAAUUCUUUACUCAUAAAUCAGCAUUAAGUGUACAUUACAAUUCAGCCACACAUAUCCAGAAGAUGAGAACAGGAGCAGGGAAUGACAGUGAUUCCUCGACCCCUGUUAUGGCUUACCCUUAUGUGUCGAACAAACCGUACCAGUGUGACGUGUGUCACGUCUCCUACUUUUAUUCCUUCGGCUUGGAGAGCCAUCUAAAGUCUGUAUUGCACCAAAGUCGUACCAGGAAGGCUGGGAAUACUGCAGCUAAUUCCAAAACGAAUACAGAAAUCAUGGUGUCAAACCUGGCAGGCACGACGGUAGCUAAUGCCACACAGUUAGCUAGUGCGAAGACCUGUAGUAAUUGUGUGACCCAAGCAGAGAAGGUUCAGCUUCAGCCUGCUUCCUCUUUGCUUUCUGCUUCAGUGAUGUCAGCUCAGGCAGUGCCGACUGUUCUUCCUCUCUUAACAUUAGCUCCAAACUCUGUUCCACACACUAUUGUCCCUUCUGUCUUUCCUCCACCUGGGACUUCAUCUACUCAGCUAAUACCCCAAACUCAGAUGCUAAUGCCGCUGAUCAUGAAUGGGCUCCAAGCCCAAAGUGCGACACCAGACGGCUCUCAACAAAUAGUGCAGCAAGCCGUCCCGGUCCUUGGUAUCUGCUCAGCGCAGCAGGUUCAAGGACUCAGCUCAAGUGAUUCCCAAAGUCAGUCAGCGGCUACUGGAGUCUCCAGUGCAUCUCGUACACCUUUAGAAACAAAAAGGAGUGUUGAUGGGGUGGGAGCGAAAGUGAAAUUUGAAAUCAAAGAAGAGCCUUGUGAUCAAGAGGUAUCAGAGAUGAUGCCCCGUACAGCAGACGCUAUCACUCAGGUAGAUUUAAAACAAGAGAAUAACAGCAUGUGGGAUGGAAUUGAGGAUAGUAUAGAGUGUGGUGACCAGCAGCCGAGCAAAGCCAUAGGGCUGAGCGUGGGGAUGAAUUCAAAAAGACGACGUUCGGAUACCUCAACUACUGAGGACCUUCAGAGCUCACAUGUUACCAAAUCCAGACCUCCAAAAUGCAGCUCCUCACAUACACAUCUAGCCUCAAAGCCUUCAAGUACCAAACCUCUUUCAAGCUCCACCUCGGAAGCUCCAGCACUGACCGAGUUUCAGUCGCAGGUCCUGUGGGCCUUUUUCGAGUCACGAAACGAGGCUGAUUCUGAAAUCCCACCAAGAGAAGACUGCGAAGCUCUCGGCAGGGAAGUGGGACUAACUGAGGAUGAGGUACAAAAAUGGCUAAUGGACACGCAUCGCACCAAAGACGGGCAUCGGGUGGAUGUACAGACUCUCUAUGAGAGACAAGGAAGCACAGAGGAUGAUGAAGACGCUCUGAUGAUUGAUGAAAGUGGGGGAAUGGUUCUCCGCUCCACCACGGACUUCCUUUCCGAUGAAGAGGAUGCAGAUGAUGAACAGACCAUAGUGGAUAAAAAGAGAAAAAGGGGCAUGGAUUAGUAGGAUUCACACGAGGAACCAGGAAUGGCAGAGUGCUGAUUUCUACCUUCAUUUACAACAUACCGAUCCUCCAGUCGACCCUCAAGGUUUUUCAGUCCCUCGCGGAUCGUUGGAGAAAAAUCGGCGGCACCACUUACUUAACCUCAGGGUCUAAAGUCAUUUCCAAGGUAGUUCUGUAUAUUAAACGUUUCUGCGUGUUUGUAUAAUUUGUUACUCACUUGCUUCUGUUCUGUAUUGAGAGCUGCUUGAUAAACGCACACUACAGUUGUUCACUCUAUCAUUUUUGUCUCAAUACGAUUAAUAUGUACAGUAUAUAAAUAUAUAUUAAACCAUGUAUAAAUGUUUAUUAAUAAAAUUAUGCUUUAUUUGUACUACA